Trichomonas vaginalis G3 is the source of this 561-nucleotide messenger RNA. RefSeq lists its product as uncharacterized. The coding region runs from base 1 to 561 and encodes 186 amino acids. The record is from RefSeq and is a predicted model, not a curated record. Lineage: Eukaryota; Parabasalia; Trichomonadida; Trichomonadidae. The transcript has a single exon.
AUGAAGAAAUCAGGGAAAAAAACUAGUUCAGUAAACGAUUCACAAAGAGGCGUUAUGGAUCGUCUUGAAGGAAUGGUAGGUCGUAGUAUGGCAAAAAAAGGCAUAUAUUCAACAACAUCUCCAUAUUCAAAACAACCAACAGAUACUGAAGCAUUACUUGAUAUGCUUGAUAAGCGCGUUGGUAAAUUACUUAUAAAAUCUAGUGAAAUAGAAAGUAAAUUAGAUGCAAUAGAAGGAAUUCAGAGAAAAACGUAUAAUCCGAGACCUGUUACGAAAACAUCAGGAUCAAAGAAGCAAUCAGAAGUAUCGGUUACUUCUGAAACCAGUAAAAAAUCUACAAAGCAAUCAAAAAUUCAGCUUAAACCUCGAUUUAGAUCAACUGAUAGUUCAUCAGAAAAAAGUCAUGCGGAUUUCGAUUUCCAAGCUUUAUUUGAUUUGGUACAAAAUCUUGCCACAGAAGUUCAUGAGAUGAGAAAAGAACAGACACAAAUGCAUGAUCAAAUUAACAUGAUUCAGGAUGCAUUAUUUAGAUCUGCUGAAGAAGAAGAGAAUGUUGAGUAA